AUUUUUCCAGAGGUUCCUCUGAGAUUCCUCCAGAAAUUUGUCCAGGAAUUCUUUCAGGAACACCUCCAGUUAUUGCUCCAGAAAUUCCUCCAAGAACUCAUUCAGGAACUCCUCCAGGGGUUCCUCCUGGAAUUUCUUUAAGAGAUUUUUCCAGGGAACUUCUCUCUAGAAAUGUAUCUGUGAUUCCUCCAGGAAUUCCUCUGCAACGAGUUGCAAAACAUUUUUGCAGUGAAAAACAAAUCACUAGAAUAUGAUCAUUUCUAUCAGUACCAUCGUAUAGUAUGAAAAACUAGUCCGUUAUGAUACGGCAAGUAUAAAUCAAAUUUCAUAGUGCUGAGUUGCGAAACGAUAUUUAAAAUCCACUUGCGUCAUUUUUAGGUAGUGGAACUUAUGUAUUUCCGGCAGUUUUGUUUUCGUCGUCAUGAAAGAUUUUUUGAAACCUUUUGAACUCAAAGUUGGCCACAAAUCCUUUCAAAUUAAGCUGAAUGAUAUGGCAAUGUUUCAGGAAUUUUGGUCAACGUAAAACCCCCACGACAAAGAGAACAAGUCUGCCGAUAAUAGCCAUCGUCACCCUAUUAGGUAUUCAAAAUAAGUCAUGUUUAGAAGUACACCACGAAUAAUACUUUUUAUAUUUAGAAUUGUGAGUCAAAAUGUUGAAUAUAUAGUUUUUGUGAGAAAUCAGUGUAUGAAAAGUUAUUAGAAGAAUUUUUUUGAGUGUAAUUUGUUAAAAAAUAAUAUUUAUCUCUUGAACCAUAACAUUGUUCAUUGUGACCUGACAUUAUGGAAAGGACUGGAUUAAAAUAAAUAGAAACUUCAAUGCGAAUGUGCUUUCGAUUUCCAAAUCAGGAUGACAAAUUUGCAAACACGGUGCCUUUUUGAAGACUUUCAAUCUAAUGUAAAAACUUGAUUGUCCCAAAAACCGACGUUGAAUAAUAUUUUAUACGCGCUUUUCUACGCGCUGGAUGUAGAUUAUCAUUUUCUAUAUGAUCGCCUCCAUCCGUAUCCAAAAGUUUUACAAUUGUAUCGUUCCUAAGUGUACAUGUUUCAUUAAAAAUAUUUUCUGCUGUUUCAAAAAUGUAUCCAUGAAGCAGGUGAAGAAACCCAAACUCUGCAAUAUUCGGCUUAGGCCUGGCUUAGCGCUGCUAAGCCACCUCAGAGCACCGCUUAAAAUAAGCCACACUUAACGUAAACCGUAGCUUUAUUAAACCGGGUUUAGUGGUUAAGCCGAUGUGAAGAAAUCGAAAAAAAGUUAAGCCUGGCUUAAAAUUUUGCUAAGCCUGGUUUAAAAUUUAAGCCCGGGUGAAGAAAUCGGCCCUAAGAAACAUGUACACUUAGGAACGAUAAAAUUGUAAAACGUUUGGUUACGGAUGGAGACGAUGAUAAAGAAAGAAAAUGAUAACUUAUAGCCGGCGGGUCGUCAAUAUAAAAUAUGCACAUCGGGUUUGGGACAAUCAAGUUUUUACAUUAGAUUGAAAGCCUUCAAAAAAGCACCGUGUUGAUAGUUUUGAAAAUUUGUCAUACUGAUUUGGAAGUCGAAAGUACAUUUACAUUGAAGUUUCUAUUUAUUUUAACCCGGUCCUUCAAUAAUUUAAGAGAGCUUGCCAAAUUGUUACGGUUAUUGUUCCUGAUUUUCAAUUCACCAUCAGCGCACCCCCCGUGCGGAGCCUAUUGGGAAGAACGCAACACAGCGAAUUGGGAAGAACGCAAGACAGCGAACUGGGAAGAACUAAAGACACUAUAUGCUAUAUAAGAACGCAAUUCGACCCAUCUGAGAAGAACACAACAUACAUUUUUUCAUAACCAUUCCCACUGUAGAGAAAAGUAGACGUAAUAAAGUACGGUGAAUUCUAAAACGUUUCGCGAGUUUCUUUUUUUUAGAUUCCGUUCCCAACACGUACAAAUUUGGUCCUUCGGUCGCGGAUAAUUCGGGAUCGGCGCGAUGGAAAACGCUGUGAAACGUCGGAAUACGUUGUUCGCGAAAUUGCAGUGGGAACACGCAGCGGCGAAAUCGAUUCGCCAGCGCCAGCCCCAUCCUUCAGAGGUUACGGAGCGGCUGGAAAGAUUGCGGGACACUCGAGCGGCGUUUGAAAAUGUGCAGUCGGAGCUGGAACUUGCGUCGGACACCCUAGAACCGAUGGAGGCGAUUUUUAACCACCGGACGGAGUUUGAACACAUUUACUACGCCGUAAAAACCAUCUACGUCACAUAUUUGGAUGAUACGCGCGACCACGGUAGUGAUGACACGAUUGCUAGUUUGCCGGACGAUUUUCGCCAAGCGAUCAAAUCAUUGGUUGAGACUCAGGAACGUUUCCUGAAAGCGCAAACUACCGUGUCUACCAACAUUGGAGAACUUGCUGCCCCACAACAGCGUACGCAAGCGGAAAAUCCUUCACCAGCACCAGCUCACCCCAACGCAAAUCUUCGUCUACCGGUUUUUUCUGUUCCCGUCUUCCGUGGAGAUAGGAAAGAAUGGAGGACAUUCAAGGACCUGUUCGAGACGGGUAUACAUAACCGCGAGGACAUUAGCGACGUGCUGAAACUGCAGUAUCUGCCUAGCUACCUCGACGGCGAAGCGAGAAGCCUUGUUAUCGCUUUUCCCAUCUCCGACGCAAAUUACGAACCGGUUUUUGUUUGUUAUGUUUCAACUGCUUGAAGGGUGUACAUGCAGCUCGUAAUUGUCCGUCUACGAACGUGUGCAAAGGCAGCAAUUGUAAACAACGACAUCACACGUUGCUCUGCCAGAACAAUCAGAAGCAACAGACAGCUACAACGAAUCCUGCAGAGGAGAAGCCUGUUUCAACAACACAGCUACAGGAUAGCAGCACCAACGAGGUGGUGGCCUGCUCGGGCGGACUGGCGGCGAACUCCAAACGAUUUCCAGCCAGUUCAAUCACUAUCCUACCAACAGCAUUGGUGAAGAUCAGAGGCCAACACUGACUGCUCCAUGAGGCUCGAGUGCUAAUCGACUCUGGAUCGCAGGUGUCUUUGAUCACUCAGGAAUUUGCAGCCAGACUGGGGAUUCCUCGAAAGAAUGCAAGACUGGUCGUUACUGGUCUCUCGCAGCUAGCAGCAGGGACGACAAAGGGAGUCGUUCACCUGUUCAUUUCAUCGAGAUUCAGCGACUCGGUGGUGCUAUCCACUGACG
This is a messenger RNA of Aedes albopictus (Asian tiger mosquito), 3145 nucleotides long. RefSeq lists its product as uncharacterized. Bases 1940 to 2653 code for a protein of 237 amino acids. The record is from RefSeq and is a predicted model, not a curated record. NCBI's taxonomy places the organism in Eukaryota, Metazoa, Arthropoda, Insecta, Diptera, Culicidae. The transcript has 2 exons.